Messenger RNA from Linum trigynum, 399 nucleotides. NCBI's taxonomy places the organism in Eukaryota, Viridiplantae, Streptophyta, Magnoliopsida, Malpighiales, Linaceae. The record is from the annotation of a GenBank genome assembly.
AUGGUAAUCAAACAAGAAGCUCAGUUGCAGAUAAGGAGUUCAAAUCCAGAACAAGAGCGAACUUUUGAGGCUACCAUAGAGACACAAGAGACAAGUCCAGAAGUUUUCGACAUCAAGAUUCAAGCAGAUCAGCUACAAGAUAUUCAGAGCCAAACGACAAUACAACAUCAAGACAAGGAGGAGUAUAUUGAAAUAUCGCCUAUGGAAGGUCGACUUUUUGAUACUUGUUGUGAAGAGUAUGAGGAUUUCGAUGAUGAGGAGGCGAUAGAAGAUGUUCUUGUUGAUGAGCCAACUUUGGGUGCGCCGGAUUGUGAGCAAUACAUGGUGAAACCAGAAAUGAAUGGAGGAGAUGAAUGCAUGAAAAAAUUUGGGGGAUUCAUCAAUUGUUCCAGAGUAUGA